Rosa chinensis is the source of this 2344-nucleotide messenger RNA. RefSeq names its product putative wall-associated receptor kinase-like 16. Gene Ontology annotation, cellular component: plasma membrane. The transcript is spliced from 3 exons. Gene Ontology annotation, molecular function: polysaccharide binding; protein serine/threonine kinase activity; ATP binding. Gene Ontology annotation, biological process: cell surface receptor signaling pathway; protein phosphorylation. Bases 2 to 2293 code for a protein of 763 amino acids. NCBI's taxonomy places the organism in Eukaryota, Viridiplantae, Streptophyta, Magnoliopsida, Rosales, Rosaceae. The record is from RefSeq and is a predicted model, not a curated record.
CAUGGCCUUGCAAUUCCCAUUGGCGGCAGUCCUAAUCCUAUUAUUGGCGGCUAGUACUACGACAACAGCAGCUGCUGCUCAAGCCCUCCCAGCUGACUGCCCAGACAAGUGCGGCAAUCUCACAAUUCCAUAUCCUUUUGGCAUGAAGGAGGGUUGUUACCUGCGAUCGCGAAAAGAAUUCUUUAUCAAUUGUAGCAAUACCACCCAACCACCAACACCAUAUUUGAUGAAAAAUGGGAAUGCCGUUGUUACUAACAUUUUCCUUGAUGAAGGUGAGUUGCGAGUGUUGAACUAUGUAGGGCGAGAUUGUUACGACGCAUCUGGUCGAAAUACGACUAACAGCCCUUGGCUCACCCUGCCUCUUCCAUAUACGAUCUCUGAUACUAAAAACAUAUUCAUUGCCGUUGGUUGUGACACUGUCGCAGCUUUACAAGGCUACCGAGUGGGAAAAAAUGGGUCGAGGUCGUUUACUGGGUGCAUGUCAGUAUGCGACAGCCUUGACAGUGUUGAUAACAACUCUUGCUCUGGCGCUGGGUGUUGCCAGACUCACAUCCCCAGUGGACUGUACAAUCUUGAUCUGAGUUUGGGUAGCUACUUCCGUCAUUCGUAUGUGUGGACAUUUAACCCCUGCAGCUACGCCUUCAUUACAGUGAAAGACCAAUUCAAUUUCAACUCUUCUAGUUUUGAACAACUGAAUGUCACUAAACAGCUUCCAAUUGUUCUCAAUUGGGCCAUUGGGAAUGACACAGACCCCUGUGAUGAAGCUCAACAUCGGGAGGAUUUCGCAUGCAUGGCUAAUAGCAAUUGCAUAAACCGUCCUAUUGAUGGGUCUGUAGGUUACUUGUGCCAGUGCUUGCCUGGUUAUGAAGGAAACCCGUACCACCCAGGUGGUUGCCAAGAUAUUGAUGAGUGCAGGGCUUUCAACCCCUGCCAGAACGGACAGUGCUUAAAUACUCCAGGAAAUCACUCUUGUUCAUGUCACAAAGGAUACAAAAACGACGGCAUGAAUGACAAGACUUGCAUCAAAGACGAUUCCGAAAGACACUCAAAGAUCGUUCUCCUGCUUAUGGUUUCAUUGGGUGUAACUAUGGGCUUCUUGGUUUUAUUCCUUGGAAUUUCGUGGACAUGUUGGGGAAUGAAGAAAAGAGAGUUCACUAAACUCAAAGAAAAGCACUUCAAAGAGAAUGGUGGCUUAUUGUUACUGCAACAACUCGAUCGUCAUGGAAGCUCGAUGAGGACAACAAAAAUCUUUCCUGCUGAAGAACUUGAGAAGGCAACAAACAACUACCAUGAGAGUAGAGUCCUUGGAGAAGGAGGUUAUGGAACAGUUUACAAAGGAAUACUACCGGAUGACACAAUGGUUGCCAUAAAGAAGUCGAAAGGUGGUGCCCUGACCCAGAGUGAUCAAUUUGUUAACGAGGUGAUUGUUCUUUCUCAAAUCAACCACAAAAAUGUGGUAAUGCUAUUGGGUUGUUGUUUAGAAACGGAAGUACCUUUACUAGUAUACGAAUUCAUUACCCAUGGCACUCUUUAUGAGCACAUUCAUAAAAAAGGAUCAUCACUCCCAUUUGAAUUACGAAUGAAGAUAGCAACUCAAAGCGCGGAAGCACUGUCCCACUUACACUCCUCAAUUUCCACACCAAUAAUACAUCGAGAUGUGAAAACAGCAAAUAUUCUGUUAGAUGAUGAUUAUACAGCAAAAGUGUCAGAUUUUGGAGCUUCCCGAUUGGUUCCUUCAGGUCAAACUGAUAUACAAACUUUAGUGCUUGGGACAUUUGGAUACCUGGACCCUGAAUAUCUGCAAUCAAACCAACUAACAGAAAAGAGUGAUGUUUACAGCUUUGGAGUUGUCCUAGUGGAGCUACUAACAAGCAAAGUGCCGGUUUCUAGAGAUAGAUGCUUAACAAGCAUCUUUCUUGCUUCCAUGGAAGAAGGUUGGUUGAAUCAAAUACUUGAUGACGGCAUAGUGAAUGAGGGAAACAAUGAGACGGUAAAGAAAGUGGCCAAUCUCGCAAAACGAUGCUUGAGGGUAAACGGGGAGGAAAGGCCUACCAUGAAAGAAGUUGUGAAAGAGUUAGAAGAAAUUAGUGUCAUGGCAAAACAUCCGUGGGGAUUUAAUGCUAAUUUUUGCGAAGAAGAGACUGAAUACUUGCUUAGGUCAGUUAAUUCAGAUGCUUACGUUGUGGGUAAUGGAGAAGGUGAUUGCAGUUCUAGUGGUCUAACCAGUGGUACGACCACUGCGUAUGACAGCAUGCAAAUCGAACAGUUAAUGCCACAUGAUGGUGGGCGAUAGUUGAUAUAUUGGUGUCGCUUGUGAUAUUUCUGUUAUAUAUUCAUUCUCUAG